This is a messenger RNA of Pogoniulus pusillus (Red-fronted tinkerbird), 1247 nucleotides long. It is a transcript of the gene PPIE, whose product is annotated as peptidylprolyl isomerase E. Bases 45 to 950 code for a protein of 301 amino acids. The transcript is spliced from 10 exons. Gene Ontology annotation, biological process: protein folding; protein peptidyl-prolyl isomerization. NCBI's taxonomy places the organism in Eukaryota, Metazoa, Chordata, Aves, Piciformes, Lybiidae. The record is from RefSeq and is a predicted model, not a curated record. Gene Ontology annotation, molecular function: RNA binding; peptidyl-prolyl cis-trans isomerase activity. Gene Ontology annotation, cellular component: intracellular membrane-bounded organelle.
GUUCCGGCGGAAGCUGCGGCGGCGGUUCCGGGGCGGGCGGGAAGAUGGCGACCACCAAGCGGGUGCUGUACGUGGGAGGGCUGGCGGAGGAGGUGGACGAGAAGGUCCUGCACGCAGCCUUCAUCCCCUUCGGCGACAUCACCGACAUCCAGAUCCCGCUGGACUACGAGACCGAGAAGCACCGGGGGUUCGCCUUCAUCGAGUUCGAGCUGGCGGAGGACGCAGCAGCAGCUAUUGACAACAUGAACGAAUCUGAGCUCUUUGGCAGGACAAUUCGUGUCAACCUGGCCAAACCAAUGCGCAUUAAAGAAGGAUCCUCCAGGCCUGUCUGGUCAGAUGAUGAGUGGCUGAAGAAGUUUUCAGGGAAGACUUUGGAGGAGAACGCAGAGGAAGCAGGAGCAGAGGCCCCCAAAACAGAGGCACAGGAGGGUGAGCCUCCUGCCAAGAAAACCAGGGUCAACCCUCAGGUUUUCAUGGACAUCAAGAUUGGGAACAAGCCCGCGGGGCGGCUGCAGAUCCUCCUGCGCUCAGAUGUGGUGCCCAUGACCGUGGAGAAUUUCCGUUGCCUCUGCACCCACGAGAAGGGCUUUGGCUUCAAGGGCAGCAGCUUCCACCGCAUCAUCCCCCAGUUCAUGUGCCAGGCUGGCGACUUCACCAACCACAACGGCACUGGAGGCAAAUCCAUCUAUGGGAAGAAGUUUGAUGAUGAAAACUUCAUUCUCAAACACACAGGGCCAGGGCUGUUAUCCAUGGCCAACUCUGGCCCAAACACCAAUGGCUCCCAGUUCUUCAUCACUUGUGAUAAGACAGACUGGCUGGAUGGCAAGCACGUGGUGUUUGGGGAGGUGACCGAGGGCAUGGACGUGGUGCGGCAGAUUGAGGCUCAAGGCACCAAAGAUGGGAAACCCAAGCAGAAGGUGAUCAUCUCUGACUGUGGGGAGUGCCCCUGAGCUCAGCCCUAAGAGUGGGCUGGAUGGGAUGAGGCUGGCCAGGAAGGGGCCAGAGAGAGCUGGCUGGGGUGGCACAGCCCCAUGAGCCCCUGGCAGUGCCCAGCACCUGCAGCUUCUGUCAAAAUCCCCCUGCAAAGCUUGGAGUGAAGAUGCCUGUGGACAGUGCUGUGGGGGUCUGACCCCCCACGAGGACUAAAUUAUAUCUCAGCCUGUGCUGCCCAGGGCAGGGCUGCUUCUGCUGCUGUGUCCUGGAGAGUCUUUUGUGUUUGGUAAAUAUAAAACUUAGUUUUGAAAGUA